UGAAGAGAAACCCACUUCUUAAUUCUGUAUUUCUUGAAAGCCAUCGGAGAAUUUGUUGCUGGAUCUGUUACUAUUAUUGGGUUUUGUGAAGAUUCAUUUUUAUCAUAGCUAUUUGUUUUCCCUCCAUUUUUGGGUGGUUUCAAUACGAGGAAAACAUGAGCUUAGAUCAUUUUAGGUUGCUUGUAAUGUACUGAUAUGGACUUGAAUUCAGGGGUACCGUUUUGGAGAAUUUAUUGUUCUUUGUCGAGAUUGAGUGUCUUUUAUGGUACUUAUUUUGCUGGUCUAGUUUUGAAGGAGUGAUUUACGCUUGUUUUGAAGAAGAAAACCAUUACUACUAUGUUUUGGAGGGACCGUCAGAGAGAAAACAAGGAUCAAAAUGGUGGACCACCUUGUGGUCAGGUUCGAGUUCUUGUUGUUGGUGACUCAGGUGUGGGUAAAACCUCACUUGUUCAUCUUAUUGUCAAAGGUUCUUCCUCCGCUUGCCCUCCUCAAACAAUUGGAUGUACAGUUGGUGUGAAGCACAUUUCUUAUGGUAAUUCCAGUAGCUCAUCAAGCAGUAUUAAAGGUGACUCUGAGAGAGAUUUCUUCGUUGAACUCUGGGACGUGUCAGGUCAUGACCGAUACAAAGAUUGCCGGUCUCUAUUCUAUUCUCAAAUUAAUGGGGUUAUUUUUGUUCAUGAUCUCUCCCAGAGAAGGACCAAAACAAGCUUGCAGAAAUGGGCAUCUGAGAUUGCUGCAACUGGAACAUUUUCAGCUCCUCUAAGUUCUGGAGGUCCUGGUGGUCUUCCUGUCCCUUAUAUUGUUAUCGGUAACAAAUCUGAUGUUGCUGCCAAAGAGGGUACCAGGGGAAGCAGUGGCAACCUUGUUGAUGCAGCACGGCAGUGGGUUGAGAAGCAGGGUCUGCUUCCUUCCAGUGAGGAAAUUCCAUUGACAGAAAGUUUUCCUGGAAACGGAGGUCUUAUCGCAGCUGCCAAAGAAGCAAGGUAUGACAAAGAAGCUGUGGUAAAGUUUUUUCGAACAUUGAUCAGGAGAAGAUAUUUUUCAGACGAACUACCUGCACCAAGUCCAUGGUCUGCUUAUCCAGUUCAGAGAUCUGUCCAACGUUUAGAUGAAAAUACAAGUGAUGAGGAUUCAUUUUACAAGACUACAAGCUUAGCUGGCGAUCCUUACAAAUACAAUACGCUCCCUCCCCUGCCAGCUCAACGAAAUCUGAUACCACCUCCAACACUUUACCCACAGCAGCCGGUUUCAGUUACCGAGAGUUACAGCAUUCCAAGAUUUACCCUGACUGGCUCUCAAGAAAUAAGCAACACUGCAAGAUUGAAGCGAAUGGAUAUUAAUGUUUGAUGAUCUGGGGCUCUGGAUUUGCUCUGCGAAGAAUGCACUUUCACUUGGUGCUGAGCUCUAUUUGUUAAUAUGGAAUUCCUCUCGUUUUGCUUGUAAACCGUUCAAUUGAUUCUUUUUUCAUGGCCUACACCGCUGUAAGUUUUUGGGUUACAGUUUGGUCACAAUUUACAUGUAUAUUGAUUGAUUGGUCAACCUGAAGUAGUGGCAAUUAAUCUCCACGGAGGUCGGAACUCUUCUUUUUUUUUUCUCUGUAGUGGUUUUUGUGGAGGAAAAUAUACUCGUGAAACUGUUUGUAUCCUAGUUAUUCUGCUUCAAAAAAAUUCUUUGUUUAAACAAA
Populus euphratica (Euphrates poplar) is the source of this 1684-nucleotide messenger RNA. RefSeq lists its product as uncharacterized. The transcript is spliced from 7 exons. The record is from RefSeq and is a predicted model, not a curated record. NCBI's taxonomy places the organism in Eukaryota, Viridiplantae, Streptophyta, Magnoliopsida, Malpighiales, Salicaceae. Bases 337 to 1347 code for a protein of 336 amino acids.